Amorphotheca resinae ATCC 22711 is the source of this 1636-nucleotide messenger RNA. RefSeq lists its product as hypothetical. The transcript is spliced from 3 exons. Gene Ontology annotation, cellular component: membrane. Bases 81 to 1520 code for a protein of 479 amino acids. The record is from RefSeq and is a predicted model, not a curated record. NCBI's taxonomy places the organism in Eukaryota, Fungi, Ascomycota, Leotiomycetes, Helotiales, Amorphothecaceae.
CACCGGCAUCUGCAUAGAAACCCAGGGGUUGCGGGGUCUCAUUAACAUCAAGAUAUCUUACUGCGAUAGAGUACUCCAAUAUGGGUGCUGCACUGUCUCUGCCGCUAAUGGCUUUGCCAAGCGUGGGCACACUUGUUACCUUCGCUGCAAGCUGCUGCGGUGCGGCUACCUGCUCUGCAGUGUGUAGUGCGUGCGGCAAAUGUGGGAACAGUGUUGCUACACGUAUUGCAUACGCCCUUCUCCUCCUUGUGAACUCGAUACUGUCAUGGAUUAUGCUCACGCCAUGGGCGAUCAACAAGCUACAGAAAUUAACCUUCGACUAUAUGAAAAUCAGCUGCCCCGAAGGAGAGUGCUAUGGUUGGGUGGCAGUGCACCGGAUCAACUUUGCGCUUGGAAUCUUCCACAUUAUAAUGGCUUUCCUCCUCCUCGGAGUCAAUUCUUCAAAGAAUCCACGAGCAUCCAUACAAAAUGGGUUUUGGGGUCCGAAAAUCAUUGCUUGGCUGGCGUUGAUUGUGGUCUCAUUCCUCAUCCCAGAUGGCUUCUUCAUGAUUUGGGGCAACUACAUCGCCUUUGCCGGUGCUACACUCUUCCUCCUCCUUGGAUUGAUUCUCCUUGUUGACCUUGCGCAUACUUGGGCGGAAUACUGUCUCGAUCAGAUAGAAGAGCAUGAGUCACGGACUUGGAGAGGCAUCCUGCUUGGAUCGACGUUCGGGAUGUACGCUGCUUCAUUGGCCAUGACUAUCGUCAUGUACAUCUUCUUCGCUUCGAGCGGUUGCACGAUGAACCAAGCAUCCAUCAGUAUUAACCUGGUGCUCUUCUUGAUCGUUUCCUUUAUUUCGAUACAUCCGGCGGUCCAAGAAUACAACCCUAAAGCGGGCCUGGCGCAGUCAGCGAUGGUUGCCAUAUACUGCACUUACCUUACUAUGUCUGCUGUCUCCAUGGAGCCUGACGACAAGCACUGCAACCCUCUUAUCCGAGCUCAAGGCACACGCACGACUUCGGUUGUCAUUGGUGCUAUUGUCACUAUGCUCACAGUCGCAUAUACCACCACCAGAGCAGCUACACAAGGCGUUGCUCUUGGAUCCAAAGGCAAUAGUAUCAGGCUACCUGAUGAUGAUGAACAUGAUCUCGUUACUCAGCAACCAAACAGUCGCCGCGAAAUGCGCGCUGCAGCUCUUCGCCAAGCCGUUGAAGAAGGAAGCCUUCCCGCCGAUGCUCUCUUGGACGAUGAUGAUGAGAGUGAUGGCGGAAAUACCGCGAAGGAUGACGAGAGAACUUCUACCCAAUACAGCUAUGCCUUGUUCCAUGUCAUCUUCUUCCUGGCGACCACUUGGGUGGCAACCCUCCUGACCAUGAGGUUCGAAUCAGAAAAGAAAGAUGAGUUUCAAGACUUCGAGCCAGUUGGACGAACGUAUUGGGCUAGUUGGGUGAAGAUAAUUAGUGCUUGGAUCUGUUAUGGCAUCUACGUUUGGACGCUUGUAGCGCCAAUUGUAUUGCCAGACAGAUUUGACUUUUCAUAGGGGGUUGGGGUUGCCUGUUUGUUAAUUGUUGUACAUUACUGAUCAUUGCAUUGGUCUGAGCGAGGAGUUUCAGAAUUCACAUUCCGAGAUACACACAAUUCAAGUUAUUCUCGUCU